This is a messenger RNA of Orbicella faveolata, 1791 nucleotides long. Its product is annotated as potassium voltage-gated channel protein Shaker-like. Gene Ontology annotation, biological process: action potential; protein homooligomerization; potassium ion transmembrane transport. The record is from RefSeq and is a predicted model, not a curated record. Gene Ontology annotation, cellular component: voltage-gated potassium channel complex; membrane. Lineage: Eukaryota; Metazoa; Cnidaria; Anthozoa; Scleractinia; Merulinidae. Gene Ontology annotation, molecular function: delayed rectifier potassium channel activity; protein binding.
UCAUUAUUUGUCUUAGCUUAUCAAUUACGAGGCUUUUCACUGGCUUACUUCUGUUUACGUUUUUUUGAGUGGGCAAAUUGGACGCGACAAAAUUUGUUUCGGAAUCAAGCGGAAUCGUGCUAGGAUUUUUAAGAAGUAUUCCCACUGCUGGAAAGGUUACACAAUAAACCCCAAUUAAACGCCGUCUAAUCCGCAACGCUCACUCUGAGGUGAUACAUUUCAAGAACGCUGCCGCUUAAGUUUACUUUAUGCACCGUUGCUUGUUUCUACUGGAACAUUCUGUACGAUAAUGAUGCCGACCUUAGUCGCAAAUAUUCGACGCCGGACCUCCUGGGGGGUCUUUACAGAGCUUUGUGCGGUCUAGACGCCUCUGUAGCGGACUAUAGGGAAUGCAUAACGCCGUAUCUAAUGAAGAAAACGCAAACGCAGAUUCAUCUUGCAUCUUCAGCAUCUAAACGAGUUCAUAGCACUGAGAAAACCGUAUAAUGCUUAAGGCGUAUAACGCUGCUAUCAAUCUACCUCCUUUACAAACACCACGGCCUCGAAGAGUUCAAAGUCAUAUCCCAACUUAUAUCCCAGCCUACACAAGCCCGCGAAUUAUCAUCAACGUUAGCGGUAUGCGUUUUGAGACGUACGAAGAGACCUUGGAAAAUUAUCCGGAAACGCUACUCGGCUCUCCGACGAGACGACGAGAAUACUAUAGCUCGUCGGAAGGCGAAUACGUCUUUGCGCGAGACAAACCGUCGUUCGACGCCAUUUUGUUUUUCUACCAAUCGCGCGGCAUUCUUGCCAAACCAGACACUGUCAGCGAGGAGACGUUUUUGGAAGAAAUCGAAUUUUACGGUUUAUCUAGCAAUUAUUAUUCAAUCCACUGUGAUGAUCUAUCGAGCACACACGAGGAUGUGGAGGAAAUUUUGCCACUCAGCCCACACAAGCGAAAACUUUGGUUAUGGUUUGAGUUCCCGCGAUCUUCCCAAACCGCGCGCGUGCUUGCGCUGUGGUCGAUUUUCGUCAUAAUUUUCUCCACUGUUGUGUUCUGCAUCGAAACUAUUCCACAGCUAGCGAUCGAGCCACGCAUCAUUUACCAAAACAUCAGCAAAGACGGAAAGUAUGUGCUUGAAGAGCACAAAGAGCCAACUGUGGAUUACUGGUUCGUAAUGGAAGGUAUUUUUGUGGCAUGGUUUACAAUUGAGUAUUUUGUACGCCUCUAUUCGGCGCCAGUUGUUUGGAAUUUCGUCAAGUCCACAAUGGGAGUACUAGACGUUCUCGCCAUCUUUCCAUUUUACGUAACGUUAGCGCUUCAACAGAGCACCGAUGAAGUUCGUUCGUUCGCCGUGUUGCGCGCCAUCAGACUGUUUCGCGUUUUACGUGUGUUCAAGCUUUCGCGGUACAGUGAUGCUAUCAAGCUAUUAGUUAGUACAUUAUGUUCCAGCUUUGAGCAACUCAAGACGUUAGGAUUUUGCUUCGCGGUGUCCGUGGUGAUAUUUUCCAGCGCUAUAUUCUACGCCGAAGGAGGUUCUAACAUACCGAGUAUUCCAGACGCCUUCUGGUGGACUGUGAUCACAAUGACCGGGGUGGGGUACGGGGACGUGACUCCCCUCACCCCUAUGGGGAAGUUUGUGGGUUCGUUCUGUGCCAUGAGUGGGAUAGUCUUCUUUUGUCUUCCUACACCGGUCUUGGUCUCGAAUUUUAUCAAGUUUUAUCUAAAUUACGGUAAUCUUAAUGAACGGAAGAAAGCUUUCGCUGAGAAUCUUAAACAGUUAUUUCUCAGGCCAAACAAAUAAUAUAAUA